Nerophis lumbriciformis (worm pipefish) is the source of this 1869-nucleotide messenger RNA. The record is from RefSeq and is a predicted model, not a curated record. Lineage: Eukaryota; Metazoa; Chordata; Actinopteri; Syngnathiformes; Syngnathidae.
AUGGUGCGAGCAGCCUUGGUGACCGGCACCAGUCUGGUGUUGACUGGUGCUGUGGUGGCACACGCUUACCUCCUCAAACACCAGUUUUACCCAACUGUAGUUUAUCUCACCAAGAGCAGCCCCAGCAUGGCGGUGUUAUACAUUCAGGCUUUUGUAUUGGUGUUUCUUGUGGGAAAAUUCAUGAGGAAGGUGUUUUUUGGACAGCUAAGGGCUGCAGAAAUGGAGCAUCUCAUUGAGCGUUCCUGGUAUGCAGUGACCGAGACGUGCCUGGCCUUCACUGUAUUCAGGGAUGACUUUUCUCCACGCUUUGUUGCCCUCUUCACACUUCUGGUCUUCCUUAAGUGCUUCCACUGGUUGGCUGAGGACCGGGUGGACUUUAUGGAACGAAGUCCAAACAUAUCCUGUCUUUUCCACUUCAGAGUGUUAUCUCUCAUGGGGCUGUUGGCAGUCUUGGACUUCACGUUUGUUUACCACGCCUGUCAGAGCAUUAUCACCCGAGGAGCCUCCGUCCAGCUUGUUUUCGGCUUUGAGUAUGCGAUCCUGUUGACCAUGGUGUUUACAAUUUACAUUAAGUACAUCCUGCACACUUUCGAUUUACAAAGCGAAAAUCCCUGGGACAACAAGGCUGUCUAUAUGCUCUAUACUGAGCUCUUCACUGGUUUCAUAAAAGUUCUCCUGUACAUUGCUUUUAUGACCAUUAUGAUGAAGGUUCACACUUUCCCCCUGUUUGCAAUCCGGCCCAUGUAUUUGGCUAUGAGACAAUUUAAGAAAGCUGUAACUGAUGCUAUAAUGUCUCGGAGAGCCAUUCGCAACAUGAAUACACUAUACCCCGACGCUACCCCUGAGGACCUGCAGGCUUCUGACAAUGUUUGUAUCAUCUGCCGAGAGGAGAUGGUCACUGGGGCAAAGAAACUACCUUGCAAUCAUAUUUUCCAUUCCAGUUGCUUGCGCUCCUGGUUCCAGAGACAGCAGACCUGUCCCACCUGCCGCAUGGACGUCUUGCGGGCGUCAAACAACAAUCAGACUCCUACCCCUGCCCAGGCUCCGCCCCCUGCUCAGGCAGCCCCUGCUCCUGCUGCCCAGCCAGCCAAUGUGCCACCCGGUAUGUUACCUGGCUUCCCACCAGGCCUGUUUCCCUUUUGGGGUCCCUUUCCACCUGUGCCUCCCCCGGCCGCGGCUGCUCCUGGUGCCACCAACGUACCGCAGGGCAACACUGAGGCAGUGCAAGCGGCCGGUACAAGCCAAUCCACUUCACCUGGUGCAGACACUGCAACAGCCGCCACUCCGGGCUCGACAAUUCCGGGAUUCCCCUUCUCCAUUCCUCCACCUCCCUUCCCAACUGCACCGUGGCUUCCAAUGCCGCCACCUCCUCCUCCCUUCAUGUCGUCAAUGCCCCCGCCUCCUCCUUCUCUGUCCCAGUUGUCUGAAGACGAGCUGAGGGAGCUGGAGGCCGAAGGCCGUCGGGGUCUGGAAGCCAGGCUGCAGUGUCUCCAGAACAUCCACACCCUGCUGGAUGCCGCCAUGCUUAACAUCCACCAUUAUCUCAGCACAGUUGCCACGCUCACCCCUCCAAGGUCUGACAGCAGCACAGGUGAAGCCAGUGGAACAAACCCUUUGGCUUCAGUCCCCACUGCUAGCGUCAGCACGGACGAACCGAGUCAGGAAAAAGCCUCGUCCUACCUCAUGAACAAAGCUCCAGUCCAGACGGACGACUGCACUGCUUCCACUUCCAGCGCUUGGGAGAGCGAGAGCAGAGACAAGACAGACGGAGGAUCAGAGGACGAGGACGGCGAGCCCAACACCGCCGAACUGAGGCGUCGGCGGCUUCGGAAGCUUGAAACGGCGCCGCUUCCGCCUGCAGAAGAUUGA